Babesia bigemina is the source of this 1146-nucleotide messenger RNA. RefSeq lists its product as hypothetical. The record is from RefSeq and is a predicted model, not a curated record. The coding region runs from base 1 to 1146 and encodes 381 amino acids. The transcript has a single exon. Lineage: Eukaryota; Apicomplexa; Aconoidasida; Piroplasmida; Babesiidae. Gene Ontology annotation, molecular function: phosphatidylinositol transfer activity.
AUGGAUUUCAUGAAGAUGUUCAAAAAGAGCUCCGAUACUUCGGCGGAUGCAUCGUUCGAGGAGUACGCGAAUCCAAUCGACCUGCAAUCUUUGGGUCUGGUUGAGGGUCUCGGACCUUCUUUGACGCCUGACUUUGACCGCGUUGGACUGACCAUGCGCCAAUUCGUGGAGAAGUGGAAGACGCUGUAUCCACUAACCGAGAGCGUCGACUCGGUGUUAGAGAAGCUGGCGGAGUUAAAGCAGCUCGUGUGGAGCUUGCCCGAGUGCAUUGGUGAUGGAGGUGACAUAGCGCAGGGGCGCAAGUGGUACAAGCUGUGGAAUGUGGACCCGGUCAACGACGUCAAGAUUUCCGAGCUCUACUGGUGCAACGAUAUCCUGCUCUUCCGCUACCUCCGCAGUUUCAAAUUCAAGGUGCAGCAGGCGUUCACUAUGCUGAGAAAGACGCUUGCGUGGAGGCGUUUCAAGAAAAUUGACUACAUCAACACGGACGAUGUGGCUCUCUCUAACACCGGCGGUAUGGUGUACAGGAAGGGUUACGAUAAGAGCGGUAAGCCCGUCGUGUACUACAGGCCGUGCAAUGAGGUUGACUUCGACCGUGAGAGACAGGUUCUGCUUCUGUUCUUCAUGUUGGAGCUGGCCAUGUAUUCGUGCCUGCUCGCCGAGGGCAACGACAAGGUGGUCCUCAUCGUCGACCUCGCCAAGUGGUCCAUCAGCAAAAUGCCCAGCCUGGAACUGGUCAUCGACACUGUGCGUGCGUCGUCCGACCACUACCCUGGUGUCGUCCACGACAUCAUCAUCAUCGACCCGCCGAUGCUCAUGGACCCGCUCAUGCAAAUGAUCAAGGCGGUCGUGGACCAGCAGACGGCCAAGAAGAUCGUGAUGAAGCACAGGGGAGCAAAGCUUGAGGCUUACCUGAAAAACAAGAUCGACGUGAGCCAGGUUGAGGAGUCCAUGGGCGGGGCCAACAGGACGCACUACGACCACGAUCUAUACUGGCCUGGCGAAACUAAGGCUGCCAUCGAGAUUCACGAGCGCAGGAACGAAUGGAUUAAGGCGAACGAGAAGCAAUGGUUGGAGUCUAAGAAGAAUCAACCUGCCGACACUCCGCUUCAAACUGCCGAUCCAUCUGAGAACGCCACCGAAUAA